AUGAAUCCUCUAGACCCUGAGGAAUUCAGGAGGCAAGGCCACAUGAUUGUGGACUUCCUUGCAGACUACUACAAAAAUGUUGAGAAACAUCCAGUUCGAAGCCAAGUUGAACCGGGUUACCUUCGAAAACGCCUGCCGGAGCUUGCUCCAGAUGAGCCUGAAACUAUAGAAACAAUUCUAAAAGAUGUGCAAAAGGAUAUCAUACCUGGUUUAACACAUUGGCAAAGUCCAAACUUCUUUGGUUACUUCCCUUCCAGUGGAAGCGUAGCAGGAUUUAUUGGUGAAGUGCUUAGCUCUGGCUUUAAUGUUGUUGGAUUCAACUGGAUUUCAUCACCAGCUGCCACAGAGCUAGAGAGCAUAGUGACGGACUGGUUUGGAAAAAUGCUUAACCUUCCCAUUUCAUUUCUUUUCUCUGGCGGUGGUGGUGGUGUUCUACAAGGGACUACUUGUGAGGCCAUCCUGUGCACACUAACCGCGGCGAGGGAUCAAAUGUUGGACAAAAUUGGGAGAGAAAACAUGGGGAAGCUUGUUGUUUAUGGGUCUGAUCAAACCCACUGUGCACUCCAAAAAGCUGCUAAGAUUGCAGGCAUUAACCCCUUGAAUUUUCGAUCUCUAUUGACCACAAAGUCUACUGGAUUUGGGUUAUCUCCCGAUGCACUGAGAUCAGCAAUUCAAUCAGAUAUCAAAUUUGGGCUAAUUCCAUUGUUUUUCUGUGCCACUAUAGGGACUACUUCGUCCAAUGCAGUUGAUCCAUUGGGGCCAUUAUGUGAUGUAACAAAAGAUUAUAAUAUAUGGGUUCAUAUUGAUGCUGCAUAUGCAGGAAGUGCAUUUAUUUGCCCAGAGUUUCGUCAUUUUCUUGAUGGUAUUGAGGUAUUUGAAGAACUAGGCUUCCGAUUCAAACCAACUGGUGGACUACAAAGACUGGCAAAUAGCAUUGAGCCGACGAUUCCGAGCAAUGAAGCUAUGGCUUGUGCUCAGAAGCUAUGGAGUAUCAAAACUCAGAAACUUCAUAAGAGGGCUCAUAGCCAUGGACAAGAGGUUCGAGGUUGUGGUUCGGAGAAAUUUUGCAAUGCCCUUUGCUACAUAGCAACCACGCCACUUCCGCAAGAAAAACCACCUAACUCAACGUUGAUCCCAAUGGGUACUAUCAAAAUGAACAUUGAUCUAGAUAACUAUCUCAACACAACCAUGAAUCCUCUAGACCCUGAGGAAUUCAGGAGGCAAGGCCACAUGAUUGUGGACUUCCUUGCAGACUACUACAAAAAUGUUGAGAAACAUCCAGUUCGAAGCCAAGUUGAACCGGGUUACCUUCGAAAACGCCUGCCGGAGCUUGCUCCAGAUGAGCCUGAAACUAUAGAAACAAUUCUAAAAGAUGUGCAAAAGGAUAUCAUACCUGGUUUAACACAUUGGCAAAGUCCAAACUUCUUUGGUUACUUCCCUUCCAGUGGAAGCGUAGCAGGAUUUAUUGGUGAAGUGCUUAGCUCUGGCUUUAAUGUUGUUGGAUUCAACUGGAUUUCAUCACCAGCUGCCACAGAGCUAGAGAGCAUAGUGACGGACUGGUUUGGAAAAAUGCUUAACCUUCCCAUUUCAUUUCUUUUCUCUGGCGGUGGUGGUGGUGUUCUACAAGGGACUACUUGUGAGGCCAUCCUGUGCACACUAACCGCGGCGAGGGAUCAAAUGUUGGACAAAAUUGGGAGAGAAAACAUGGGGAAGCUUGUUGUUUAUGGGUCUGAUCAAACCCACUGUGCACUCCAAAAAGCUGCUAAGAUUGCAGGCAUUAACCCCUUGAAUUUUCGAUCUCUAUUGACCACAAAGUCUACUGGAUUUGGGUUAUCUCCCGAUGCACUGAGAUCAGCAAUUCAAUCAGAUAUCAAAUUUGGGCUAAUUCCAUUGUUUUUCUGUGCCACUAUAGGGACUACUUCGUCCAAUGCAGUUGAUCCAUUGGGGCCAUUAUGUGAUGUAGCAAAAGAUUAUAAUAUAUGGGUUCAUAUUGAUGCUGCAUAUGCAGGAAGUGCAUUUAUUUGCCCAGAGUUUCGUCAUUUUCUUGAUGGUAUUGAGGGUGCUAACUCAUUUAGCCUCAAUGCACAUAAAUGGUUCUUCACCACUUUGGAUUGUUGUUGUCUCUGGGUAAAGGAACCAAGUGCCCUAAUCAAAGCUCUCUCAACUGAUCCGGAGUAUUUGAAGAACAAGGCUUCCGAUUCAAACCAAGUGGUGGACUACAAAGACUGGCAAAUAGCAUUGAGCCGACGAUUCCGAGCAAUGAAGCUAUGGCUUGUGCUCAGAAGCUAUGGAGUAUCAAACCUCAGAAACUUCAUAAGAGGUCAUGUAAAAAUGGCUAAACAUUUUGAAGGGCUCAUAGCCAUGGACAAGAGGUUCGAGGUUGUGGUUCGGAGAAAUUUUGCAAUGGUUUGUUUUCGGGUUUCGCCAUUAAUGGUGGGAAAUGCUACUCAGAAGCUUUUAGGUGAAGGAGAUGCAAAUGAAUUCAACAAAAAGCUUUUGGAAUCCAUUAAUGCAACAGGGAGAGUGUACAUGACACAUGCUGUGGUUGGGGGAGUGUACGUGAUAAGGCUUGCUGUUGGAGCAACACUUACAGACUAUUGCCAUGUGAACAAGGCUUGGAAGGAGAUAAAAGAGCAUGCACAUGCCAUGCAAAAUGAGUUUUUGUGA
Ilex paraguariensis (yerba mate) is the source of this 2667-nucleotide messenger RNA. NCBI's taxonomy places the organism in Eukaryota, Viridiplantae, Streptophyta, Magnoliopsida, Aquifoliales, Aquifoliaceae. The record is from the annotation of a GenBank genome assembly.